Messenger RNA from Prunus armeniaca (apricot), 1563 nucleotides. The record is from the annotation of a GenBank genome assembly. Lineage: Eukaryota; Viridiplantae; Streptophyta; Magnoliopsida; Rosales; Rosaceae.
AUGGCGCAAUAUAGAUCUUCUUCUGUAAGUAUACGUUGCAGCCAAACCCCAUACCCUCAAGUGUGCAACCAUUUCAUCAACACCAACCUCUUAUCAACCCUAGAUGAUCAUGAACAAAGGUUUACAUUUCGUGACUUUACACUUAAAGUCACCAUGGACCAAGCCAUUGGAGCCCAUCAACUCGUCUCAUCCUUGAGCUUGAACUCAUUGAAAGAUGAGAGAGCCAAGUUGGCUUGGAAUGAUUGUUUGGAGCUCCAUGAGGACACCGUCGACAAGAUCAAUUGUUCUAUUCGCUCCAACAACGCCCUAGACGCCAAUACAUGGUUAAGUGCAUCGAUUGCUAAUCAACAAACUUGCCAAAAUGGUUUCACCAAUCUCAAAAUUCCUAAUUCUUAUUUACAAUCAUUUCCAAAUUAUGUCACGCUAACAAGCAACCUGUCCAAGCUGCUUAGCAAUUCACUGUCGCUACACAAGGCCUCAACUUCACCGUCGGCUUUGCAUUUCAGCAAACAGGUUCGUGGGAAACGACACUUAUUGCUCUCGGAAUCAGAUGAUGGAUUCCCGGAAUGGGUUUCGUUUCCUGAUCGAAAGCUUCUGCAAUCGACUGGGGGUGGGGCAAAAGCUGAUAUGGUAGUAGCCCAAGAUGGGUCCGGAAACUACAAGACAAUUUCUGAGGCUGUGGCUAACCUACGCAGUGGGUCCACUGAAAGAUUUGUUAUACACGUCAAAGCUGGGGUUUACAAAGAGAACGUUGAGAUUAAGAAGACAAUGAAGAACAUCAUGUUCAUUGGUGAUGGGAUUGAUGCAACCAUUGUUACCGGGAACAGAAAUAGCCAAGAUGGUUCAACCACAUAUAGCUCUGCCACUUUUGGGGUUCAGGGGGAAGGCUUCAUUGCUCAGGGCAUGACAUUUGAGAACACAGCAGGACCGCAGAAACACCAAGCCGUGGCACUGCGCUCCGGCGCGGAUCACUCAGUGUUCUACCGUUGCAGCUUCAAAGGCUACCAAGACACUUUAUACGUAUACGCCCAACGCCAAUUCUACCGUGAGUGCGACGUAUACGGCACCGUAGACUUCAUCUGCGGCGACGCCGCGGCCGUGCUCCAAAACUGCAACAUUUACGUGAGAAAACCAAUGAGCAACCAAGUAAACACCGUCACAGCACAGUCGAGGACCGAUGCCAAUGAGAACACAGGCAUUGUUAUCCAUAGCUCGCGUGUCACAGCUGCUCCAGACUUGAGAGCUGUGCAAGGCUCGUUUAGAACCUAUUUGGGCAGGCCAUGGAAAAAGUACUCGAGGACGGUGAUCAUGAAGAGUGAUUUAGAUGGGUUGAUUGACCCGGCUGGUUGGUUCCCAUGGAACGGAAACUUCGCCCUCUCUACACUUUAUUAUGGUGAGUACAUGAACUCUGGGGCUGGUGCUGCCACUGGAGGGAGGGUCAAGUGGCCAGGCUAUCGUGUCAUAACGAGUGCGGUGGAGGCCGGGAAGUUUACAGUUGGGAACAUAUUGGCAGGAGAAUCUUGGAUUCCGGCCACCGGAGUGCCAUUUUCAGCUGGUCUGUGA